GCGCAAAUUGCCGGCUCUACCAAACCGCUAACAGUACAGAGACGCCGCUUCUUGCACAGGCUCUAAACGUUGCAUCGGAUGCGAACGUAGGACUACUAAACAUGUCGAAUCGUAUUAAAUUACGACGACUCGGAUACAGUCGCGAAGAAUUGAAACCAACAAUUUGUUACGAUCUAGUGGGCUGCUUCGCGGAUCCACCGGUCCAUUUGUCUUUGAAAAGACCACCCGAGCAUCCGAACGUUAUCCAAACAAAGUUCUUAUUGUAUAACAGAAGCAAUCGUGAAAAUCCAAAAGUUAUUAUAUACGCAGAUCGGUCCGAGUCGUUGUUACAAUCUGGAUUAAACGUGUCGAAGCAACUGAAAGUCCUGAUACACGGCUUCAAAGGUAGCGGUAGCGAUUACGGUUUGAUUCGUGGGAUUAAUGCUCUACUCGAUCUGGAGGAUGUGAAUAUAUUGAUAUUGGAUUGGACAAGGGGGGCAGGCACGAGUUACGCGGCUGCAGUCGCUAAUACCGAAUUAGUUGGCCGACAACUUGCGCUUGUUCUUUUGGAUGCUUUUAACUUGGGAACCGAUCCUAUGGACGUACACGUAACGGGCUUCAGUUUGGGAGCUCACGUAGCAGGAUGCGCUGCUGAAAUGUUAAAAAAAUGGGGCCUCCUACUUGCUCGUAUCACUGGCCUCGAUCCGGCCUCGCCAUUUUUUCGAAGCCAUUUAUUUCGCGAAAAAUCGAGAAAACUCGAUGCUACCGACGCUCAUCUCGUUGACGUUAUUCAUACCGACGGUUCCGAAGACUUCACCGAUGGAUUUGGUCUCCUCAAACCUAUCGGACACAUCGACAUGUUUCCUAACGGCGGUAAAGAACAGCCAGGAUGUUCCGACGUUAAAAAUUCCGUCGUUGUCAGCCAUUUGAAAGAAGAACUUUUAGAUAGACAGAUUGCGUGCAGUCAUUUGAGGGCCUGGCAACUCUACGUAGAAAGUAUACUGACGCAAUCCCAAAAAUGCAAAUUCGUAGCAUGGCCAUGUCCUCAGGGAUUCGUUUCAUAUGCAAAAGGAACUUGUUUCCCUAUGGAAUCUACCGGUUGGUCUCAAGAAAUGGGAUACAGAGCCAAUCGUGGACCAUUAGGAAGUUAUUUUUUACCUACCAGAAGCGAACCACCCUUUUGCGGAGAGCCCUUCAGAGUUACCAUAGCGACGGCUAAAGGUCUGCCAAGAACUAUAGGAGUAUUGCUCUUUAAAACGUAUCAGAAUAAUUCAACGACUACGUACAAGAUCAAUUGCAUAUUACCCAAACUGUACAAUCAACCAACGAUGUUUUAUAAUAUCGCGGCGAAUGAUUUUUCAUUCGCUUUACAUAAAGUACCGGUCAUAAAGGGCACAAUUCAAUAUCAUAAAAUUAACGAAAGGGACGAAAAUGAGAAAAGAAGGCCCGAUGAUUCGGGUACUAUUCUAUUGAGUAAGCUGUUCCUUGAGAACAGAAAGGGAGAUAGGUGGGAAUGUUGUAAUAUUAAUACUUCGAUUGGUGCAGAAGAGACACACGUGGAACUUCAAAGCAUACCGUGUGAUUCACUCUAAAAAAUUAUACUCUUUCGAUAUAUACAAAUAUAUAGAAAUCUGUUGUAAUAGGCAAUUUAAAUCAUUUGUCACUAUAUGACGAUAUGUGUAUAACGAUAAUAAUGCGUAAGUCAAUUGUAUAAAAAUUUAAAUUUUCCGCAAA
Vespa crabro (European hornet) is the source of this 1713-nucleotide messenger RNA. Its product is annotated as pancreatic triacylglycerol lipase-like. Gene Ontology annotation, molecular function: lipase activity. Gene Ontology annotation, biological process: lipid metabolic process. Bases 102 to 1571 code for a protein of 489 amino acids. The record is from RefSeq and is a predicted model, not a curated record. The transcript is spliced from 8 exons. Lineage: Eukaryota; Metazoa; Arthropoda; Insecta; Hymenoptera; Vespidae.